UACUGGUGACUCCCAUCAAGUGGCAACUCCAUCACCUAGGAUGAUACAAUCUCAAUGAAUGAAUUAAGCAUAAUUCCUCCCAUCAAUCGCCCCUAGAAUAUUCCCUAGACGGUGAGAUGAUUCAAGUUUCAAGACAAUGUGAUGAGUGCAGCAGUGACGUUGAGCGAUCGGCAAAUCCAUCGUAUGACGAAUCCCGAUCAUGCCACGGCCGCGGCCACAACCACAGCCACGGCCCACACAUCAGGCUACCCCGACUCUCCCUCAGAUGAUCGGCACCCGUCCCCGUCUCCUUAUAAAUAACCACUUCCCCGGACUCUGGACUCCUCCGUAUUAUACCCGCUCUGGACAACUGGACAUAUUCAACCAACCACCCAAACUUACUAAACACAUUCAUCCACCAUGAACCUCUCCGCCUCAUCCGGAUCUCCACGACCAUUCAUCAAGGGCCCAUCUCUCCCGCCCGCAUUCAAGAGACCUUCUCGGUGGUACCUCCCCCUAAUGGGCGCCAUCGCACUCGGCUUCGGAAUCACAAACUACUACCAAGACCAAGCCAAACACUACCAAUACACCCGAGAAGAAGAAGAACGGCUGCGCAGGAACCGCGCCCUGAUGGAUGCGUACGGGGAUAAAGAGACUGUGCAGGAUAUUGAGCGCGCGUUGGUGGUUUAUGAUUUGCAGUGAUAUGCUUAGGAUGGUUGGGAUAGGAUAUGGGUAUGGAUGGGUAUGGGUUUGGAUUGGGUUUGAUGGCGUUAAUGGCGUUGGGAUUGGUGCCUGGCUGGGCUGGGCUGGGUCGAUUUGGGAUGGUUCAUCUUGAUGAUAUGGAACGGGGGAUUUGGGGAAGGAAUGCUUGAUGCGUUCCGUUAUGAUAAUGACUAUGAGGCAAGCUGGUAUUGCAUUCAUUUAUCACCACCACUGGUCAAGGAAUUCAUUGUUCUAUAUUCUUG
Molecule: messenger RNA, 944 nt
Organism: Aspergillus ibericus CBS 121593
Lineage: Eukaryota; Fungi; Ascomycota; Eurotiomycetes; Eurotiales; Aspergillaceae
Exons: 3
Coding region: 400-681 (93 amino acids)
Source: RefSeq, a predicted model, not a curated record